UGGACGGACGCUCACAGCACCCUGUGGACCUGAGGCCCCAGAGAGGUGAGGACAGAGGACAGGCUGCAGUGAGAGCAGCGUUUUCCUCCCGCAGCAUAAGACACAUCUGCCAGACGCCCCGCCACUAUGAGGAUGGAAAAGAGCCAGGAGACCACUUCGAAGGUGGCAACGACAGAGACAUCUUCAAUCUGCCAAGAAAGUCGUUUGACCCCUGGGAACACCCCCAUUUCUCCCAUGGACAAGAGGAGCUCGGAUGUGGAGCCACGGUGGCAAAAACUCGAAGCUGGUGUCGGUUUGCAAAGGGACGACAAUGACAUUCCUCCAGGUGAAGAUGUGGAGCAACAAGAUGGAGAUCUGUCCCCUGAAGAAGGAAUAUUUUUGAAAGAGUUUCCCAUAAUGAAAGCGGAACUAGAAAUGGCCAUCAGAAAGUACCGUGCCCUCGCAGACGACAUCGACAAAACCCACAAAAAUUUCACCCAGACCAGCCUGGUGACCAGCUCGGUCGCUGUGGCCUCCGGAGCCAUGAGCCUCCUGGGGUUGGCCCUUGCUCCGGUCACAGCCGGAGGAAGCCUGAUGCUUACAGCUGCUGGUCAAGGUUUGGGGGCAGUCGCUGGGGCCACCAGUGUGUUGACCAGCAUUUUGGAAUACCGUCACAAUAAACAGGCCCAAGCUCAGGUCAGCAGGGAAUUGUCUGCCCCUGACCCAAAGGUCGAGGAGGCUGUGGCCUAUGCCGUGAAGGCCGGAAAGACUGUGUAUAACUGUGGGAAAACCCUCAAGGGCAUCAGGAAGAACAUCCAGGCCUUGCAGGUCGCCAGAGCCCAACCGCGCCUGGCCGCUGCCGCCAAGCGUCUCCUGGCCACUGGCGAAGCCUCGACCCAGACGACCAGGAGGGUGCAAAGGGCCUUUAGAGGCACACCGCUAGCGAUGGGGAGCAGUGCUAUCUUUCGGAGCGGCGUAUUGAAUGGCCUCUUCCUCAGUAUGGACGUGAGCAGCCUCCUGAAGGACUGGCAGCAGCUGAAGCAGGGAACCAAGACCAAGUUGGCGGACUUGCUGAGGGCCAAGGCUGAGGAGCUAGAGAGAGAGCUGACAGAACGCACCCAGCUCUAUGAGGAGCUGCAGCAAUUGCCGGAUAGGAUCCUCCUUUGUUUGCGCACAGAAGUAUUCACUGGAACCUGCUCAACCAGAUUCCAUCAGGAAAGCGAGAGGCCCUGUCUCCCCAAGACCCCAGUUCUGGGCCUCCUUCAGACGUAGGAACUGUGGGCACCUUCCUGCCUUCCCUGCUCACCUACCUUAUACAUAUGCAUGUUUGGGUUGAUGUGUUAGCUGCUCUCUUGAAAGUACUGCAUUGACAUUAAAUACACUUUUUUUAAAA
Molecule: messenger RNA, 1372 nt
Organism: Myotis lucifugus (little brown bat)
Lineage: Eukaryota; Metazoa; Chordata; Mammalia; Chiroptera; Vespertilionidae
Gene: APOL6
Product: apolipoprotein L6
Exons: 5
Coding region: 127-1251 (374 amino acids)
Biological process (GO): lipid transport; lipoprotein metabolic process
Cellular component (GO): extracellular region; membrane
Molecular function (GO): lipid binding
Source: RefSeq, a predicted model, not a curated record